Messenger RNA from Nanorana parkeri, 1162 nucleotides. It is a transcript of the gene TDP2, whose product is annotated as tyrosyl-DNA phosphodiesterase 2. Lineage: Eukaryota; Metazoa; Chordata; Amphibia; Anura; Dicroglossidae. The transcript is spliced from 7 exons. Gene Ontology annotation, cellular component: cytoplasm; PML body. Gene Ontology annotation, biological process: double-strand break repair. Gene Ontology annotation, molecular function: protein binding; single-stranded DNA binding; 5'-tyrosyl-DNA phosphodiesterase activity. Bases 1 to 1131 code for a protein of 376 amino acids. The record is from RefSeq and is a predicted model, not a curated record.
AUGGAAGAGGAGCGGGCUGAUGAGCUAGUGUCAGAAGACGGUGCUGUGAUCAGUGAACGGGAACAGAAGUGUCAAGCGUUUGCCAGCGUAGCGGGCUGCGACCAGGCUGUGGCUCAGUGCUAUCUGGCGGAGAAUGACUGGGAGCUGGAAAGAGCCAUCAACUCAUACUUUGAACCCAGCGUGGAGAGCCUCAUACAGGAGGGAAAUCCAAGCGGGGGAACACAGGAGGGAAAUCCAAGUGAAGAAUCCACAUCUGGAGGACAACAAAUGCCUGUAACUGCUCCAGAUUGCUGCAUAGAUCUUACCAGUGAUGAGCCAGUUGUCACACAAAACCCUGAUGCAAGUAAGCACACCACAGUGAGCCAGAAGGAUGAAAGCCACUUUAUCUUUGUCACUUGGAAUAUUGAUGGACUUGACUUAUCCAAUCUUCCAGAAAGAGCUCGGGCUGUUUGUUCAUAUUUAGCUUUGUACAGUCCCGAUGUUGUGUUUUUACAAGAGGUUAUACCUCCAUAUUAUGAAUAUCUGAAGAAGAGAGCUGUUAGCUACACAAUCAUUACAGGAAAUGAAGAUGGAUACUUCACUGCCAUAAUGCUGAAAAAAUCCAGAGCAAUACUAGUAAACCAAGAAAUUGUUCCUUUUCCAACAACUUCCAUGAUGAGGAAUUUAUUGGUGGCUAAUGUAAAACUCUGUGGCAAUGACAUCUGCCUCAUGACUUCCCACUUAGAAAGCACCAAAGAGCAUGCAAAGGAACGGCUGAAGCAGCUGGGCGUUGUACUGCAGAAGAUUUUGGAGGUUCCAUCAUCAACUACUGUGAUAUUUGCUGGUGAUACUAACCUAAGAGACCAAGAGGUUGAAAAGAUAGGCGGCCUGCCCAGCCCCAUCAUGGACAUUUGGGAAUUUCUGGGGAAGCCUGAACAUUGCCGUUAUACAUGGGACACAAAAAUGAACAACAACUUGAAGGUUGCAUACACCUGCAGGCUGCGUUUUGACCGAAUACUGUACCGCUCUGCUCUAGAUGGCGGCCAAGUCAUUCCUCAGUCUUUGGAUUUGCUUGGCACUGAAAAACUGGACUGUGGUCGAUUUCCCAGUGACCACUGGGGGUUAUUGUGUGAUUUUGAUGUGAUCCUAUGAGUUUUAAAUAAUUGUUAAUAUUAAACUGUCU